Molecule: messenger RNA, 723 nt
Organism: Myotis lucifugus (little brown bat)
Lineage: Eukaryota; Metazoa; Chordata; Mammalia; Chiroptera; Vespertilionidae
Product: CDK5 and ABL1 enzyme substrate 1-like
Exons: 6
Biological process (GO): regulation of cell cycle; nervous system development
Cellular component (GO): cytosol
Source: RefSeq, a predicted model, not a curated record
GGCUCCUCUCCCAGAGGUCCUCGCUGGAGACGCUGGAAGACAUUGAGGAGAACGCCCCCCUGCGGAGAUGUCGAACUCUCUCCGGUUCGCCCAGACCAAAGAACUUGAAGAAGAUCCAUUUCAUCAAGAACAUGCGGCAACACGACACGAGGAACGGCAGAAUCGUCCUCCUCAGUGGCAGGCGAUCCUUCUGCAGCGUGUUCUCAGUGCUGCCGUAUCGGGACAGCGCCCAGGCCGGGGACUUGAAGUCGGACGGAGGGAGACAGUCAGCAGGUGCCGUGAGCCUGAAAGAGGUCAUUGGCCUGGAAGGCGUGGAGCUGGGCGCUGACGGGAAGACGGUGUCGUACACCCAGUUCCUGUGGCCCACAAACGCCUUGGGAGCCCGGAGGGGCACCAUCGACUCCACCUCCUCCUUCUCCCACUUCCGCACCCUGAGCCACCGCAGCCUCUCCAUAGGGCGGGCCAGCAGCACCCAGGGGAGCCUCGACACAGGCAGCGACCUGGGAGACUUUGUGGACUACGACCCGAACCUCCUGGACGACCCCCAGUGGCCUUGUGGGAAGCACAAGCGGGUCCUCAUCUUCCCUUCGUACAUGGUGAGUAUCGUGGAGGCGGCAGGCAGGCCUUCCCUUGGCUGCGCUGCCCGGAACGGGGCCCCUUCAGACCCUGCUCAGCCUGGAGACCCUCCAGGUGCCGUGCUGACGGGAGACCAGAACGUGGCCG